This is a messenger RNA of Brachypodium distachyon (stiff brome), 1091 nucleotides long. RefSeq names its product translation initiation factor IF-2. Gene Ontology annotation, cellular component: nucleus. Lineage: Eukaryota; Viridiplantae; Streptophyta; Magnoliopsida; Poales; Poaceae. The transcript has 2 exons. Gene Ontology annotation, biological process: regulation of DNA-templated transcription. The record is from RefSeq and is a predicted model, not a curated record. Gene Ontology annotation, molecular function: protein heterodimerization activity. The coding region runs from base 283 to 945 and encodes 220 amino acids.
GAGGGUUUUUGUUACCGAGGCAAGGCGAAGAGCAGCCGCUCAACUAUGAUGGGAAUGGGCCGAUGGAUUUGUGCAUGGUAAGGAACAGUCGACAAACAAGCAUUGUUGGGCCUUUUGCGGCCCACUACCUCAGCAGCUGCAGCCUGCAGGUCGUUUUACCGGCGCGGCAGCAGCGCCGCCGCCUGCGUCGCUCGCGCGGGAAAAAUCCCCAAAGUUCCCCGCCACUUCGCUCCAGGCACAUCACGCCGGCCGCCGAAAUCUGGCCAAACCCGAACCCUAGCCAUGGCCACCGUCGACGCUGUCGCCGAGCCCACCGAGGCGAUGGAGGUGGUUCAAGGGGAGGAGCAGGCGGCGGAGGUCGCCGCCGAGCCCACCAAGGCGAUGGAGCAAGUUGAAGGGGAGGAGGGGGCGGCGGAGGCCGCCGCCGAGUCCAACGAGGCGAUGGAACAAGUUGAAGAGGAGGAGCGCGUGGAGGUCGAGGCGGGGGAUCCGGCAGACGAGGAGGAGGAUGCGGCGGAGGCCAUGGAGCAAGUUGAAGAGGAGGAGCGGGCGGAGGCGGAGGAGGUGGGGGUGCUGAGCACGGUGCUCCCGUUGUCGAGGGUGAAGAAGAUCAUCCGGGUAGACCGCGAGAUCAGGAAGGUGACCGCCGAGGCGUCGCUGCUCAUCGCCGCGGCCACCGAGCUCUUCCUCGGCUCCCUCGCCGCCGGCGCCCACGCGGCCGCCGCCCAACGUGGCCGGCGGGCGGUGCGCGCCGCGCAUAUCCGAGCCGCCGCCCGCGCGCACCGCCCCACCGCCGACUUCCUCCUCGACUGCCUUCCCGCUGCCGAGGAGGCGCCUCGUGCCCGAUCCGGUUCCGACGGUGGAGCCGCCGCCGCAGCAGCAGCACCGAAGCCGCUGCCACGCGGGACCCGCCGCAUCGACGGAUUCUUCCAGAAGGUCACUUAGAUUAGAGGAUUCGCCCCUUUGUUAAAGACAUGCUAACCAGAGAAACUGCACUAGAAAUGAUGGUACGUCGAUUGCUCACUAUAUUUAUUGUUCUGCAAAUGAGUUGGUAAUGAUUUGGUUUGUAUGUAGUGACUUAGCUGAUGUAC